CACAUUUUACCCACUUUAUAUUCCUCCCUUGCUUCUUCUCUUCUUUUUUUCAUUCAUCAUCUUUGUUCUAUCACUCAUCAUGAUGGAUUUGAUAAACAGUGUGCUCAACUUGUUUGUCCCUCCUGCCAGUUUGAUCACGCUGGCUUUCUCAUGGCCUGCACUCUGUUUCCUCCAUGCCUGCGAGUGGCUCUACAACACCGUCUACGGCGACAACAUGGAUGGCAAGGUCGUCAUCAUCACCGGUGCUUCUUCCGGCAUCGGAGAGCAAAUAGCAUAUGAGUAUGCAUUGAGGAGAGCAUGUUUAGUGCUGGUGGCACGAAGAGAGCACAGAUUAAGAGGGAUUGCGGAGAACGCCAGAAGAAUGGGCGCAAGGCAUGUCAUGAUUGUCGCAGCUGAUGUUGUUAAAGAAGAUGAGUGCCGCCGAUUCGUCAAUGAAACCAUCAAUUUCUAUGGCCGUGUUGAUCAUCUUGUAAAUACAGUAAGUUUGGGACACACAUUCUACUUUGAAGAAGUUACAGACACAUCAGUUUUCCCUGUUCUCUUGGAUAUUAAUUUCUGGGGGAAUAUUUAUCCAACACUUGUGGCUCUUCCUUACCUUCAUCGAACCAACGGUCGCGUGAUUAUCAAUGCAUCGGUUGAGAGUUGGUUACCUUUGCCAAGGAUGAGUUUAUAUGCUGCUGCAAAGGCAGCAUUAGUGAACUUCUAUGAGACUCUCAGAUUUGAAUUGAGAGAUGAAGUUGGAGUAACUAUAGCAACUCAUGGUUGGAUUGGAAGUGAGAUGACAAGUGGAAAGUUCAUGCUAGAGGAAGGCGCCGAGAUGCAGUGGAAAGAAGAAAGAGAGAUGAAUGUGAUAGGCGGACCGGUAGAGGAGUUUGCGCGGUUGAUGGUGGCGGGGGCAUGUAGAGGAGAUGCAUAUGUGAAGUAUCCAAGUUGGUAUGAUGUGUUUCUACUAUACAGGGUGUUUGCUCCAAAUGUUCUAAACUGGGCAUUUAGGCUCUUGAUUGCACCACAAGGCACCAAAAGGACUUCAUCCUAUGUAGGCACCGGCAGAUCUCUUGAAGGAAGGCCCAUGUUGGAGGCACCAUCCCCGAGAACCGCCCUCCUCGCUCCCUAUAGCUUCUCCGGCGGCGGCCAGUUGAGUUAAAAUGGAUUCAAUCAAAGGGAUCCCAUCCCCUCCAAGCAAUGAAGGAAGCAAGGAAGCUGUGGUUUAACUUGUAUUCUUGAAUUCUUGUUGGAAGCUUGUUUUUGUGGACCUAUUAUUAUGUCAUGUAGUCUCAGACCUAUCAUCUCUUUAUGUAGAAACUACGAAAAUAAAUCUCUCUGGUAAUGCAUCUGUCGUAUGAAUCAAAUAUCUUGAAAACACUGUCUCAC
Molecule: messenger RNA, 1371 nt
Organism: Arachis ipaensis
Lineage: Eukaryota; Viridiplantae; Streptophyta; Magnoliopsida; Fabales; Fabaceae
Gene: HSD5
Product: hydroxysteroid dehydrogenase 5
Cellular component (GO): cytosol
Molecular function (GO): oxidoreductase activity
Source: RefSeq, a predicted model, not a curated record